GCGAAGCAGAGCAAAGAGCAGCAGACUUGCAGAGGGAGCUCGCUCGUCGGUCCGCGCGCACAGGUGCACACAGCAGUGGGAGAGUCCCUCAAGAUGCAAAUUUGGACAUGUUUUUUCAACGUGGGACACCAGAAGGGACUUCUCCUCGUUCUCCUCUUGGCUGGAGUUUCCCGGCUCCGGGCCUUUCCGUUCAGCGCGUCUCCAGACGUGGAUGUGACCCCUCGGACGACCGUCUUCCUCAAGGGCCUGCUGGGCAGCGCCCGCUUCAGCGGCACCGCACGCAACUGCAGCACCCUGCUGCUGGAGGAGGAGGCGGGCAUUCUAUACGCGGGAGGAAGAGGAGCGCUCUACGCGCUCAACGCGUCUGACAUCGCCACACCCGCAAGCCCCCAAAUCGUGUGGGACGCGUCACCCGAGCAGAAGAAGCAGUGUCUGAACAAAGGAAGAGACAAUAAGACGGAGUGUUUCAACCACAUCCGCUUCCUGCAGCGCCACAACGAGACUCACCUGUACGCUUGCGGAACCAAUGCCUUCAGACCUCUCUGCGCCUAUGUCGACUCCGAGCGCUUCAGCUUAUCGGCAGGUUUCGAGGACGGCAGGGACAGGUGUCCGUAUGACCCGGCCAAAGGGUACACGGGCCUCCUCGUAGACGGCGAGAUGUUCACGGCUUCGCAAUACGAGUUCCGCAGCUCUCCAGACGUGCGCCGCAACUUCCCCUUCCCCACGCUGAGGACGGAGGAGGCGCCCACCCGCUGGCUCCUGGAGGCGGAUUUUGUGGGCUCGGCUCUGAUGCGGGAGAGCGUCAACAGCUCCGUCGGCGACGACGACAAGAUCUACUUCUUCUUCACGGAGAGGAACCAGGAGCAGAUGGCGUACCCCAGUCGGACCAAGGUGUCCAGGGUGGCGCGGGUUUGCAAGACGGACUGGGGCGGUCAAAGGACCCUUCAGAGAAAGUGGACCUCCUUCCUCAAGGCCCGGCUCGUGUGUUUCGUCCCCGACUACGAGCUGUACCUCAACGUCCUGCGCGGGGUUUUUGUCCUGCGUGGUCGAAAUCCGCAGAGCAGCAUCUUGUAUGGCGUCUUUGGCCUGGAAUGGAAGAACAUCAAAGCCUCGGCCAUCUGCCAGUAUGCCUUCUCAGAUGUGCAGAAGGCCUUUGACGGGCCCUACAUGGAGGUGCAGGACUCCAAGUGGCGGGAGUACACGGGCAAGAUCCCAGAGCCGAGACCCGGGUCUUGCAUCACCGACGAGCACCGGUCCCGGGGAAUCAACUCGUCGCGGGACCUCCCUGACAGCGUGCUGACGUUCGCCCGGAGGCACCCGCUCAUGGCCGUCCAGGUCCGUCCGGUCGGGGCGCGCCCUCUCAUGUUCAAGAGGAGCAUCAACUACGUCCGCGUCGCCGCGCACCUCCAGCCGGCUCUAGAUGCAAACGUCUACACCGUCCUCUUCCUGGGAACUGAUGACGGCUGGUUGCACAGAGCGGUGGACGUCGGGGGUAAAAUGCACAUCAUUGAGGAGCUGCAGCUAUUCGGUCAAGCCCAGCCGAUAGAGAGCCUGAUCCUAGCCUCAACUCUUCGAUGCGUUUACGUGGGCUCCCACUCGGGGGUGGUGCAGAUCCCCAUGUCGGCCUGUCGGAGGUACACGUCCUGUUACGAUUGCGUCUUCGCUAGGGAUCCCUUCUGCGGCUGGGAUGGGCAGGAGUGCGUGGAGGUGUGGUCACGUGCGGAGAGAUCAAACCUCACCCAGGACAUCCAGAGAGGUACCAGGGGAUGCAAGGAGAAAUCUGGAAACGUGGUCCACCGGAGGCGCUCGGUGAUGUCGGGCGAUGACGUGCUCCUCCAGUGCGAGCUGCACUCCAACUUGGCGACGCCGCGCUGGACGUUGGACGGAAGGGAUCUGCGGGGCUACGGGGUCAAUUCGGGAUACCGCGUGGGCACAGACGGCCUCCUCAUCAUCGGGGCUCGGGGCAGGCAGAGCGGCUCGUACCGCUGCUUCGCCGUGGAGAACUCCGUCUCCAUCCUGGUUUACUUGUACACGGUAAGGGUGCACACGGAUUCAUACUUUCCGCCGGAAGAGACGACGGCGGCGACUUAUCCGUCCACGCUUCUCGGCACGACGGCGGCAAUGGACCCGUCCACAGUUGGGCAGCCCUCUCCGUCGCUCACUGCCCCGCUGCCCCCGGUACCGCAGCUCUAUACUACCCGACACAUGGAGGCCCUGUACAUUUGCCUGGUUGCUGUCCUGGGCGGGCUGUGCCUGGUGCUGUCCGUGGUCUUGCUUUACGUGAGUUUCUGCACCAGGCGUGUCUCUCGGGGCCGGAAGUUCUCCCAACAGCAGGGCUUGCACGUCCUGGGGUCCUCGGAGAGGAAAGGGAGCUCCCACAUAGAGCUUCAAACCAUUUCCAACGGACGUCAGGGACGUCGCUCCGUCUCGGUGCCCACUUUCGGGGACUUCCUGCAGAUCAUUCCCGGCGAGGCCUCUCCCACGGCCGGCACCCCGCCGGCCGCCCCCCCGCUCCCCAUGCCCCCGCCGCUGCCCGACGCGGACUACGCCAACGGGCUGUCGGCCACGCUGCCCAGCGUCCUGCGCAAGAUGAACGGCAACAGCUACGUGCUCCUGCGGCAGGUGGACCACGACGGCGCGUCGCCGCUCUACCACUCCUUCACAGAGGAGCUCAACCGCAUCCUGGAGCAGAGGAAGCACACGCAGCUGGACCUCCAGCCCCACGAGAGCUCCAUCUAAACAGAUCGAAAAAGGGCUAAAAAAAAAAAAAAAAACAAUAACAAAAACAUUCGCAGCAUGGAGGGAACAUGCAAACUCCACACAGGAGGGCUCGAGCAUCGAUUCAAACUCGGAACUUCACAUUUGGAGCCAGACACCCGAACCGAGGUGCUGCCAGAUAGUGAUCACGUUAAAAUGUGUUUGAAUUAGGGUUGGACGAUAAAUCAUUAUCUCUCGUUGAUGUGCCGCGCUUACACUAACAACAUACCUUUGAACAGAGUGGAGCAAGUUUACAAAAGCACAGUCGGCGUUGCCAAAUUUGUGACUUUUUCAAUCUCAAGAGACUUAUUUUUUACACACACACAAAAAUGAACACUUCAAUUCCCAAGGUAUUUGCGUCCAAGUCGCAAAUAUUUGGCCGAGGUUGCUUGCCUCAACUGGGAAGUGGAAGAGGGACCUGGAGAGGGUGCAGCGUUACUGUUCGAGCUCCGACACACGGACCGACGAGCCGUUUGACUUAUGGUGUCGUUCACUUUUAAAAUCUUAAUUUAUUAAGGAGCAAGUUUGAAUACAUUUUCACAAGAAUAAAACCUGUUUUCACGUUAUCUGUAAAGAAAAACUAAAACUAUUUAUUCUAUUAUUUCUGUGUACGAUGAUGCAAAUUAAUGCUGGGGGAAAAAAUAGCUUUAAAUAAAAACUGUAUUUAAUCUUGUUGGGUAUCACGAGAAAUAAAGCAAAUCAUAGAAGGGAGAAAAUUUUUUUUUUUUUAUUUUGGUCAAUGUGAUUGCUGUUGAAAGUGAAAUUUUAUUUUAAGGCCAUAGAUCCCAGCACGAGGAAAAAGAUGAAGAAUUACAAUAAACUUGUCAUCAUUUCUAAUCAGCCCUGUUCAGAUCAGCUGCUGGUGGGAAGAUUUUCUUUCUCCUGCAAAUUAACCACUACUCACUCCACCCACCUUUUCCUGCAGUGUGAACAUUGCCUUGUAUUUUCCGAAUGGUUCCAAUGAGUUUCACUUUUUCCACGUCCCGAGAGCUAGUUUCUGGAGCCGGGGAUCAGAUCACUUUGGCCACCGCCCAGCUCACAUUUCACCCGACCCCGAUGGCCCUUCUCACAGGUGGUGAGCACAUGGGAACGGGGACCCAUGUUACCCUUUUCAGGCUGUGCCCGGCCGAGCCCCACGGGUGCAGGCCCGGCCACCAGGCGCUCACCUUCUGAAAUCCGAGACCACGGUUCUCAGUCAAAAAAAGGGUUUUGUGCCCUCUCCGAGUUGGGGAUGAGAUACUGCCCCAAGUGAAGGAGUUCAAGUAUCUUGGGGUCUUGUUCACGAGUGAGGGAAGAAUGGAGCGGGACCUCGACAGGUGGAUCGGUGCAGUAUCUGCAGUGAUCCAGACAUUGUAUCGGUCCGUUGUGGUAAAGAGGGAGCUCAGUCGAAAGGCAAAGCUCUCGAUUUACCAGUCGGUCUACGUUCCUACCCUCACCUAUAGGCACGAGCUGCGGACCGUGACCGAAAGAACAAGAUCCCGGAUACAGCCGACCGAAAUGAGUUUCCUCCGCGUGGUGUCCAGGCUCUCCCUUAAAGAUAGGGUGAGAAGGUCGGUCAUCCGAGAGGGUUCAGUGUCGAGCCGCUGCUCCUCCGCAUUGAGAGGAGCCAGAUGAGGUGGCCAGGGCAUCUGAUCCAGAUGCCUCCCCCGGUGAGGUGUUCCGGGCACGUCCCACCGGAAAGAGACCCUGGGCACGACCCAGGACUCGCUGGAGAGACUAUGUCUCUCGGCUGGCCUUGGAAAGCCUCGGGAUCCCUCCGGAAGAGCUGGAAGAAGUGCCCGGGGAAAGGGAAGUAUGGCUAUACCUGCUGGAUGGAUGGAUGGAGUUUCACUUUAGGACAAAAAGAAAAUACCAUCCGUCAUUGAUACUCACUAUAACAGAUCACAGAACUUCGGGGAUGGUAAUCUUGAACAGACGCUUAUCGACAUUGGUAGCUUCCCCAAUCUAUUUCUAUUCAGGGAACUUGGUGAAUAUUUCCCCUUCUGCGGGUGCUGUGAUGCCAAGUGAGACAAAUACUUUUUUAUAUGUACUGUAAGUUUAAAAAAAAAACAAGCAGUAAGGACAUGGUCGGAUUUGGCCGUUGGGAAUGAGCCCCACGAGGCUGCUUCGAGUGUGAGCGGCAACACGGGCAGUGUAUCCGAGCAACAGCUUCUUUAUUUUGAGCCACGCCAGAUGUCUCCUAUUCUGGCUCAAGCUGUGCGACAUUAGCCCAAUUAUCCAAUUUAAACCCAAAAUAAAUCAUAUUUAUAGGCGCCAUGGGGGAAUUAGAAAUGCGUGGGAAAGAGCCUGUGAUGGUUCAAUGACGUGUUAAAUCUUGACAUCGAAUGGGAAACUACAAGCAGAUCAAGAAAUGAUGCUUCAAAGACACAGGAAGUCAGCCAUUUUAGCCACAUUGGUCAUUUCCUGUAGUCUGUUGAAUUAUUCCAUCCGUCCAUUGUCUUUGCCGCUUAUCCUCACGAGGGUCGCGGGGAGUGCUGGAGCCUAUCCCAGGUGUCAACGGGGAGGAGGCGGGGUACACCUUGAACUGGUUGCCAGCCAAUCACAGGGCACAUCGAGACAAACAGCCACACUUACAAUCACACUUCCGGGCAAUUUAGAGUCUCCAAUUAAAGUUGCAUGUUUUGGGGAUGUGGGAGGAAACCGGAGUGCCCGGAGAAAACCCACACAGAUGACUCCUUAUAAAAAGGCAAAACUGUCUGCAAAAAAUGUGCCACGAAUCAAACAAAUUUAAGCUGUUGA
This is a messenger RNA of Syngnathoides biaculeatus (alligator pipefish), 5496 nucleotides long. RefSeq names its product sema domain, immunoglobulin domain (Ig), transmembrane domain (TM) and short cytoplasmic domain, (semaphorin) 4Gb (gene sema4gb). The record is from RefSeq and is a predicted model, not a curated record. Lineage: Eukaryota; Metazoa; Chordata; Actinopteri; Syngnathiformes; Syngnathidae. Gene Ontology annotation, biological process: semaphorin-plexin signaling pathway; neural crest cell migration; negative regulation of axon extension involved in axon guidance. Gene Ontology annotation, molecular function: semaphorin receptor binding; chemorepellent activity. The coding region runs from base 94 to 2739 and encodes 881 amino acids. The transcript has 15 exons.